Molecule: messenger RNA, 2368 nt
Organism: Pecten maximus
Lineage: Eukaryota; Metazoa; Mollusca; Bivalvia; Pectinida; Pectinidae
Exons: 12
Coding region: 143-1477 (444 amino acids)
Source: RefSeq, a predicted model, not a curated record
GAUGCUUAACACUCCGAAACGAGGCGCGCAUCCAUUAGUCAAUUCGUUCGAAGACAUUUCGCACUAUUGUAUCUAUUGAUUUAAUGAGUGAAUAUUACAUGACGGUUAUAUACUUAAGUGCACAGUGAAUUAAUAGAGGAGAAUGGAGGUUGAAGCUACACCAGAGGUCCAAUCUCUGAUUGCCAAGGCUUUUGAGGCGAGUGAGAACAACUCUACUACUACAGGCCUAGGAGGCUCGGAACAAUACCUUGUCAUACCACCAGAUCAUGUCAAUGAAGAAGUGAUUGUGAUAGACACAACAGCCACUGAUCAUGCACACCGUAUUACUCGAUUCAAAGUUGCAGACAACAAAUUAUAUUCAAAAGUUGAUUCAGAACGUCAAAUAGUGGAAGAACAAAGUGCAGAUGCAUCUAUGGAUUGUAGUACAUCUGGUGAAAAUGAUGGUGGGGAAGAAGUCGAUGCUGCGUCCUCUAUCAUGGCUAUACAAGCUGCAUCAAACACCUGCAGUAAGUCGUUGACAUUUGAAGUGAUUGAUUCAGCCUCACAAAGGGGCCUUCCUAAAUUGAUGGAUAACUUUGGAUAUGGCUACACUCUUCGCCGCACAUCAUGUGUCAAUGCAAAGGCAAAAGGGAAGUGUAAGGGAAAGCGAGAUCAGGCUGAUCGAAUCCAAAGGAGGUACUGGAGGUGUGCCGUGAGGGGGAAGCAAUACAGCUGUGGAGCCGGUGUGGUUCAGGAGGGUGAUGAUUGCUUCAUGCGCAACGACCAGCCACAUGGACAUUUACCCAAACCAGAUGGUCUUAACCAAGUCAAGAUCAGAAAACAGAUAAAGAUGAUGGCUAAACAGAACAUGCUGGAUACUGGUCCAGCUGUCGUCAACACUGUGCUGCUGGAGAAUGCUGAAGGAGAUGAAACAGAGUGUAGUCGAUCAAUACAUGCCAAUCUGGUGAGGACAGCCAACCGUAUUAGGGAAAAGAUGAAAAAUAAAGUGGAUAUAAGUGUGGAAAAUGUGUUGAGAAAUGUACUACAGUAUUUUGAAGAUGAGGAGAGAGCUGGUACUACAAGAAACAUAAACAGCCCCAUGAAGAGAUUAUAUGAAGCCACAGGUAUACCAACACGUGUAUUGAAGAAGAAAUUGGAUUUUGCGAAUGACAAAGAUAUGGCUAUCAAACGUUGUGUUGGGGGAGAAAUGGAAUCAAUCAAGGGAAGACUGGAGGAGGCGGCAGAGGAAGCUCUCAUAGAAGUUGUACAAGAAAUGGAGAGUAAGAAUAUAACCUUUACCACAGUGAAUCUGAGGACUGCUCUUAAAUUAAAACACCCAGAUUUGAACAUCACGCAAACACUUAUUGGACAAAUUCUACGCAAGCUUGGAUAUGAGACGAAAAAUACAAAAAUAUGGGAUGUUGGAAUUCAGAAAAAAUCUCAGGAACAGGAAAAAAAGUCAAAUCCUGAUGUCAUCAAACUGGUGAAAGGCAGAUGAGCACCUCCAUCAUCAGGCAUUGGAUCACUUUACAGACCUUGGCCAUUAACAUUACAUACUGUCUUGUGGAAUUGUGCAGAUGAUAUUUCAACUUGAAGUACAGUACAGUACAGCGGUAACACCCCCAGAAUACCGUGUCAAAGGAUUGGACUUCUGCCUGCUGUUACUGAACUCACAGUGGGCAGUAAAAUCUAGGGAGGAAUUUUUUUGUGUUCCUAUUCAAUGUGUAAAGCCAUUAUCAAGAUGAUAUUUAUAUCUAAGCACUUUUUCUCUAGAGAAAUGUUGUGUACUUACAUAAGUGAGAUGGCUACCUUUAGAGUUGAGAUGAUUUUGUUGCUAAGUUCAUGGAGUAUAUGUCUUUUUAUAUGAGGACUGGAUGAUCUAACAGGUAUAUUGGAAAUCCAGAGACUUACAUGUAGUGGAAAACACAUGACGUAGGAACAGAUGUAAAUAAGUACGACCCUCAUGAAGUUCUAUUCAUUAUGCUAUCGCAUUUCUAUCCAGUCAUUUUCAGUCAGAUGCUUCAAUUUCUUUUUCUUGCGUCAGCGUUCUUAUCAAAUGCAAGGGUGAUUGUAUGUAAGUUUACUCCGACCUGGGAUUUAUACCCCACCUAGUGCCAGGAGGGUAUAAAACGACAACAAAUCGUUUAGUAUAAAACAAAAACUCAACCAUAACAUCUAUCUACUUGCAUGAAAAAUAAAAUCUCUGAAAACAGUUCACAUUUUUUGACGAAAUAUGUGGUUAGUCUUACUGAAAGCAACUUAUUUUAUAUUUUAUAACUUGUAGUAUAAUUUUACCUGUCAUCUGUAAUUUCACUGUAGAUUUAUCGGAAUGAGAUAAACAGUGUAUUGAAUCGUUUAAAAAAAAAAUCAGCUGUAGAUAUUGGCAUAG